Cicer arietinum (chickpea) is the source of this 1999-nucleotide messenger RNA. RefSeq names its product L-ascorbate oxidase homolog. Gene Ontology annotation, molecular function: copper ion binding; oxidoreductase activity. The record is from RefSeq and is a predicted model, not a curated record. NCBI's taxonomy places the organism in Eukaryota, Viridiplantae, Streptophyta, Magnoliopsida, Fabales, Fabaceae.
UUAUUAUUAUUAUUAUUAUAAUUGCUAUUAAAAUAAAUAUUUAUCAUUCAACCAUCCCUAUUAUGUUUUCAAGUUCAGUUCAUUUGAGUAUUAUUAUAUAUUAAGGUUUCAUAGCUAAGGUGGUGUCAGUGUUGAAGUGUGUCCCUCUUCCAUAGAUCUGUAAAAAGAACAAUGGGAAGCACAAGUUUGAUAUAUCUACUAUGUCUUGCUCUUGCAUUAGUAAAUGUGUCUCUAGUGAAAGCAGAAGAUCCAUAUAAGUUCUACACAUGGACUGUCACCUAUGGAACUCUUUCUCCUCUUGGUGUUCCUCAACAAGUUAUUCUGAUUAAUGGUCAGUUUCCUGGUCCUAGACUUGAUUUGGUAACUAAUGACAAUGUGAUUCUCAACCUUGUCAACAAGCUAGAUGAGCCAUUUCUACUCACAUGGAAUGGCAUUAAACAAAGGAAAAAUUCAUGGCAAGAUGGAGUUUUGGGGACCAACUGUCCCAUUCCUCCAAACUCAAAUUAUACAUACAAGUUUCAGACCAAGGAUCAGAUUGGAACUUACACAUAUUUUCCAUCAACUAAAAUGCAUAAAGCUUCUGGAGGUUUUGGAGGACUUAAUGUUUAUCAUAGAUCUGUCAUCCCAAUCCCUUAUCCAAAUCCGGAUGGAGAUUUCACUCUACUCAUUGGUGAUUGGUACAAGACCAGCCACAAGAUAUUGAGUCAAUCCUUAGAUUCUGGAAAAUCUAUUGGUUUUCCUGAUGGCCUCCUUAUCAAUGGUCAGGUUCAUUCUACCUUCACUGGUGACCAAGGAAAAACCUAUAUGUUCAGGAUCUCAAAUGUAGGUUUGUCAACCUCAAUUAACUUUAGAAUUCAGGGUCAUAAGCUAAAACUAGUUGAGGUUGAAGGAUCGCAUACUAUCCAAAAUGUAUACGAUUCGCUCGACGUGCAUGUUGGCCAAUCAGUUGCUGUGUUAGUAACCUUAAAUCAGGUUCCAAAGGACUAUUACAUUGUUGCCUCAACAAGAUUUACUCAGACAGUUCUCAACACAACUGCAGUGUUACACUAUACAAACUCUCAUUCUCCAGCAUUAGGACCCUUGCCUGCUCCCCCUGUGGACAAAUACGACUGGUCUAUGAAACAAGCUAUAACUUACAGGUGGAAUUUGACAGCUAAUGCUGCUAGGCCUAACCCACAAGGGUCAUUCCAUUAUGGGAACAUAACUCCAACUAGAAGAAUAAAUUUAGCAAAUUCAGCACCAUUGAUCAAUGGAAAGCUACGUUAUGCAGUUAAUAGUGUCUCUUAUGUUAACCCUGUUACACCUCUUAAGCUUGCUGAUUACUUCAACAUUUCUGGAAUCUUCAGUGAUAAUUCAAUUCAAAGCAAUCCCUCUAAUGGUCCUGCAUAUAUAGCUACUUCAGUUUUGAAAACUUCUCUUCAUGAUUUUAUUGAGGUUGUUUUCCAAAACAAUGAAAACACCAUGCAAUCUUGGCAUCUUGAUGGUUAUGAUUUUUGGGUCAUUGGUUAUGGUUUUGGCCAAUGGACAGAUGCCAGUAGAAAUACCUAUAAUCUAGUUGAUGCUCUGACUAGACACACUGCACAGGUGUAUCCAAACUCUUGGACAACAAUAUUGGUAUCAUUGGAUAACCAAGGAAUGUGGAAUUUGAGAUCAGCCAUAUGGGAAAGACAAUAUCUUGGACAACAGUUGUAUUUGAGGGUGUGGAAUGCACAGCGUACAGCAGCCAAUGAAUAUGACAUUCCUAGUAAUGCUUUGCUUUGUGGCAAAGCAUUGGAACAUCAUCUUUAGAUUAUACAUUUUUCAACCAUUUAUUGUUGCUGUUUUUUUUUUAGUCAUGAGAGCUUGACUACAAUUAGAAUUUCUUUUUUUAAAGAAAAAUAUAUAGGAUUUUAGGGGGAGAAGUUAAUUUCUCAAGUUUCUAUCAGUCUUAACUAUAUUUGAGAAAAUUCUUGUAUUGAAUUUUCAUUGCCAAUUUAUUUUUCAACAAUUUAUUCUUAUA